Messenger RNA from Aedes albopictus (Asian tiger mosquito), 1416 nucleotides. RefSeq names its product leukocyte elastase inhibitor. The transcript is spliced from 3 exons. Bases 101 to 1264 code for a protein of 387 amino acids. Gene Ontology annotation, molecular function: serine-type endopeptidase inhibitor activity. The record is from RefSeq and is a predicted model, not a curated record. Lineage: Eukaryota; Metazoa; Arthropoda; Insecta; Diptera; Culicidae.
AACUAUCCUUAUCUGACCAGUAAUCGUCCCCCGGCAGUCACGUUCAGUAAUCAAAGCUGUUCAGUUCAUACUUCUAUCCACCACUACGGACUGUAAGACAAUGAAGUGGGUGAUCAUAUCCGUGUUUUACGUGAUCGGAAGCAUCUCGGCCGACUUAUCAGAAUUCUCCACAUCAACCACCAGCUUCACAUGUGACUUCUUCAAACAAGUUUUCAAUCCAUCGGAAAAUGUCGUCAUAUCACCCAUUUCGAUCCAGACGUCCCUUUCGAUGUUCUACCCACUUGCCGGCAGCAAAGUAUCUCCGGACAUGCAGCGGCUCUUGUACUUACCAGCAGACAAAAACCAAGCUACGUCCAAUCUCCGUAAUUUCGUUCAAUCGCUGGACAAGCAAACCAACGUCGGAUCUUCAACCUUCAAGAUGCUCUCCAAAGUGUACCACGUAGACGCUGAGCUCAAACCGCAGGUCACACCACUGUUCAAGGAAACGUUCAGAGCGGAAGUCGAGUUGGCAGAUUUCAACGAUCAAGCGAAGGUCGCCGCAUCGGUCAACAGCUGGGUGGACCAGGCAACGAACGGAAUGAUCAAAGAGUUCAUGCAAGCCGACGAAGUCCGAGUGGACAACGAUCUGAUGCUGCUGAACGUUGUGGCGUUGAACGCCUCCUGGGAAGUCCCCUUCAAUCCCGAGGAGACCGAAUCGGUGAACUUCCACUUUGUCAACGGAGACCACCCGGUUCAGAUGAUGUUCAAACAAGAGCAGAUCCUCUACGCGAAUCUUCCAGAUCACGGCUGCCAGGCGGUGGAGUUGCUCUACGAAGACGGAACCGACCUGUCAAUGGUGGUUGUGCUGCCAAUGAAGAAGUCAUCGCUCGAAAACCUAGUUCGGGAGUUCAGUGUGGCCUUGUACGGGAAGAUCAACGAGCGGCUCAGCAUGGAACGGAUCCAGCUAGCGCUGCCCAAGUUUACGAUGCGGAAGAAAAUCGAUGCACAGCAGCUGCUGAAGAACAUGGGACUGAAGGCGUUGUUCGAGGAACUGGAUCUGGAUCUGUUGGUACGGGAUAAGUCGCGCAUCGGUGAGAUCCGACAGACGACGUUCAUCAAGGUCAACGAGAAGGGCACGGAAGGGGCUGCUGCUACUGAAACCCAAGCCGUGGGCCGCGCAGGCUACCCUAAUUUCUACGUUGACCAUCCCUUCCUCUAUCUGAUCCGGAAGCGCUCGACCAAGGAUAUCAUCUUCAUCGGACACUAUUCCGUGCAUGAACAGUGAGAACGUGUAUCCGUUAGCAGCAAGACCGGGAGUAGACUGAUCCAAGGUCUGCAUCCAACAGAUGGUCUGUCGGUUGCACUUCAAAAUAUAUGCUGAAGGAAGUUACCCAAAAGAAUUACUCAAUAAAGUUAAUCGACCUUCCUUCCCAGUCA